This is a messenger RNA of Procambarus clarkii (red swamp crayfish), 816 nucleotides long. The record is from RefSeq and is a predicted model, not a curated record. NCBI's taxonomy places the organism in Eukaryota, Metazoa, Arthropoda, Malacostraca, Decapoda, Cambaridae.
AUGUCUGGAUUGUGGCGGCUGCCGGAGACAGUGGUGGUAGCCAUAGGUGGGAGGGCGGGAGCCAGGGCCGUGCUCCUCCACCACAGUCUCCGCAACACUGUCCACGCCCUCUACCUGGCCCUCGACCACGCCUCCCUCCACCUGGCCCUCGACCGUACCUCCCUCAACAUGGCCCUCCAUAAUGCCUUCCUACGUUCCUCUUCACUACAAGGAGGCGCAGAUCUCAGGAAGCUCCUCUCCAAGGAAGCAUCAACAGAAGGGGGUGUGAGGGUGUACCGGCGGUGUCUGUACUGCAACAACGGGGACCCGGACGUCCAACUUCUCCAGAACUUCAACGUUUACUCACCCGACCUUCCUUGGGACGACCUCUUCCAAGAAAGCUUGAAAGACUUCAUGGGCAACAAGAUGAAAGUAGUAACAGCAUCUGUUGUCUUACCGUAUCUUGACUACCAGCGAGUCAGCGAGACCCCCGGAACAGCCAUUGUGUUGACCGACUCCACUGACGCCCGGCUCAUCCACACCUUCGCCCACAAACUCAACUUCACUUUCGAUGUCCAUGAGGAUGUGAACCGCACCUGGGGAGUGGAGACGAACGGCACCUUCACCGGGAACAUUGGUCUCCUCCAGCGGGAGCAAAUGGAAUUUUCCACCGUUUCAAUACCGACGGCGAAGCGCCUCAAAGCUGUUGAUUAUUUAAUUGCUUAUUCUGCCGACUCCUUAUCAAUAACCUCCCUCAAGCCAUCGCUGCUGCCUAAAUACCUCGCUCUCAUACGUCCAUUAGAAGGUGUGGCAUCUAUAUUUAUGCGUACGAAUUGA